CGUUUCUCCUCCGUUGCCUACCCUCAUGGCAACGGGCAGGUCGAGAACGCCAACAGAACAAUUAUGGAGGGGCUGAAGAAGAAGCUCCAGGCCGCGGGAGGUAGUUGGGUCGACGAGCUCCCCAACAUCCUGUGGUGCUACAGAACCACGCCGAGGAGGGCGACAGGUGAAACGCCUUUCGCCCUGUGCUACGGCUUUGAAGCAAAGGCGCCCACGGAAGUUGCCAUCCCCAGCCGACGGGUGGAACAAUACGAGCCUGACGCCAAUGAGGAAAGCAUGAAGAUUGACCUGCACCUGGUCGAUGAGAGGCGUGAGCAAGCUUACGUUCGAGCAGAGAACUACCGGCGUCAAGUAAAAUCAUACUAUGACGCCAAGGUACGUUCCCGGGAAUUUCAGGUGGGGGACUACGUCCUCCGCCGAAGGGAAGCAAGCCAGCCGACAGAGGGUGGCAAACUAGCAUUGAAGUACGAAGGGC
This is a messenger RNA of Cuscuta europaea, 475 nucleotides long. The record is from the annotation of a GenBank genome assembly. Lineage: Eukaryota; Viridiplantae; Streptophyta; Magnoliopsida; Solanales; Convolvulaceae.